AUGUUUGCGAUACCUGGCGACAUCGAUCACCGAGUUCACGUUCGAGGAAUUUGUACAUCGGUUCUGGUCCUACACGACACCAAAGGAUGGUCGCCUUCCGAGCGGUUCUACGAAAGGCACUUCGUCGAGAACACCACACGCAAUCCGGACGGGCGAUACGUAGUAAGGCUUCCAAAACGGGAAGAACUUCUUUGGCAACUGGACAGCAACCACUACAACGCCACCCGUCGCUUCUACGCUCUGGAAAGAUCCCUGUCGAGGGACACGGAGAAGAAGGCGAUGUAUUUUCGAUUCAUCCAGCAGUACGUGUCGUUGGGACAUAUGCGAGCGGUCACAGCCGAAGAACUGGACGUCAAACCCCAGUACGUUUUGCCUCAUCACGCGGUGAUGAAACCGGAGAGUACGACUACGAAGUUGCGCACGGUAUUCGAUGCUUCCUGUCGGUCAAGAACCGGACUUUCGCUCAACGACAUACUGAUAGCUGAACCUACUAUCCAAGACGACAUCGUGUGCUUGAUUUUACGUUUCCGCAUGUACCGUUUCGUUGUGUCUGCUGACAUAGAGAAAAUGUUCUGGCAAAUUCUGGUGCAUCCGAGCGAUCAACCACUACUACGGAUCCUCUGGCGUGGCGACAAGGAUUCGCCACUAACGACAUUCCAGCUUCUCACCGUUACGUACGGUACCAAUAGCGCUCCAUUUCUGGCGGCUCGUACAUUGCAGAAGCUCGCCGAUGAUGAAGAAUCUCGCUUCCCACUGGCCGCACAAGUCGUUCGCAACGAUUUCUACGUCGACAAUCUGCUCACUGGGGCAGAUAAUAUUUCGGAUCUGAUCGUCGUGUGUGAUCAGCUGAUUCAAAUCAUGAGUGCAGGUGGCAUGUCGCUUCGUCAAUGGUCGUCGAAUAGCCAAGAGAUCCUUGACACCAUUCCCGUUGACCUCCGUGAAACAGAAACUAUUCUCGAACUGGAUCGGGAAAGUUUCGUUACUGCUUUGGGGCUCCGUUGGGAGCCAUCUACGGACCUUCUCUCCUUCAAGCAACCGAAGUGGGUCGGCUGCGAACGGUUGACGAAACGCAUUAUACUUUCGUUUAUUAGUAGCCUGUUUGACCCGCUGGGUUUGAUUGGUCCGUUCAUCGUCAAGUUGAAGAUUUUGCUGCAGAUGUUGUGGAAGCUGCAGCUGGACUGGGACAUUGAGGUACCAGCUGGAUUCGCACGGGCUUGGUCAGAGCUUCAACAGAGCAUACACCUCCUCAGCCAACUGAAGAUUCCUCGACAAGUUGUAGAAACGAAUGCCCAACUGGAGAUUCACGGUUUUUGUGACGCUUCGCUAGACGCUUACGGAGCUUGCCUUUAUCUCCGAUCAGUUUCGACAGGCGGUUCGGUCGCAGUACACCUCGUCACCGCAAAAUCGAAGGUCGCUCCACUUGGGAGCCAAUCUAUACCGAGACUCGAACUGUGUGCUGCACUCCUACUGGCCCAUCUCCUCACGAAGUUCUCUAACAGCGUCGAUAUCAACUGCAAGGUUUACCUCUGGUCUGACUCGACGAUCGUCCUGAACUGGCUUGCAGCAACGCCGUCGACCUGGGAAGUUUACGUCGCAAACCGUGUAGCUGAAAUACAGGAACUGACCGCACAUGCCUGCUGGCACCAUGUUGCCUCCGGCGACAAUCCCGCUGGCACUACGCACUACAUAUCCCGUGGCACUACGCUCGAUGUUCUUCUUGACAAUUUGCUAUGGUGGCAUGGCGCGCCUUGGCUGUCGAAAGCUGAAGAAGAAUGGCCACAAUCGUCGUUUGCAUCAAUACCCGCUUUCGAGAUGGAAAGACGCAAGGUUGUCGCACUUCCAGUCGUCGUAGAAGACGCCGACGUCAUCGAUCGCUACUCCAGUCUCAGUCGACUCCUUCGCGUUUCUUCGUGGUGUCAUCGUUUCGUGGAAAACAUUCGGCGAAAGACACAAGGACAGCAAGCGCAAAGUGGACUCCUAAUGCCGGAAGAAAUCGACUGUACACUGAUGCGGUUGGUUCAGAGGGUGCAGCAGCAGCAUUUCGCUUCCGAAUACCGCCGUCUGGCCAACAACCAACAAGUUGACCGCCGAUCCAGGCUUAGAUUUCUCCACCCGCGGCUGGUUGAUGGUCUUAUUCGUCUUGGCGGCCGGUUACACAAUGCGCACAUUGCGGUAGACGUGAAGCACCCUAUUGUCCUGCCUCCGAAACAUAGGCUCACCAUCCUCAUAGCCAGACAGGCGCAUCUUAAUACACAUCACGGUGGACCUGAACUACUGUUAUCCACCCUUCGCCGAAGAUUUUGGCCUCUUGGCGGCCGGAAUCUGGUCCGCAAAGUUUACCAUGAUUGCUUCACCUGCACAAGGAUGAGACCAUCACCACUGCAACAGUUGAUGGGGGAUCUUCCUGCUGUACGAGUGCAUCAAACGUACCCGUCCCAAAACGUUGGAAUCGACUACGCGGGCCUGUUUACGUUCGAACAGCGAAUACCCGACGAACCGUACUGGGCCGUUCAUUUGGAACUGGUCAACAGCCUCACAACGGAAGCAUUCAUUGCCUGUUUACGCCGGUUCAUCGGUCGUCGUGGCAAGCCCUCCAACGUCUAUUGCGAUAACGCACAGACAUUCGUCGGUGCUCACCGGGAGCUGGAAGAACUUCGACGUAGAUUCGUGUCUCAGCAACACCGAGAAGCAGUAAGCAAUACAUUUGCUGAAGACGGAAUACACUUCCACUUCAUCCCUCCACGAUCUCCCAAUUUUGGAGGAAUAUGGGAAGCCUGCGUGAAGUCUACCAAGAAUCUGCUCCGCAAGAUAAUGGGAAAUGCACACUUCACCGAGUCGGAGUUCAUUACUGCAUUGAUUCAAGUCGAAGCUCAGUUAAACUCGCGGCCAAUUACACCGUUGCCGAACAGUCCGGAUGACCAACUGGCCCUUACACCGGGACAUUUCCUGGCGGGUAGACCACUAAAUGCCACACCGGAACCCGAUCUAUCUGAGGUUCCAGAGAAUCGGUUAUCCAGAUGGAGAAGAGUGCAGAAAGUGACGCGCAAUUUUUGGAAUCGUUGGCAUAACGAGUAUCUGCAAACGUUGCAAAAACGCUACCGUUGGACAGAAGAACUGGACAACGUUAUGGUUGGAUCGAUCGUUGCACUCAAGGACGAGAAGCUACCACCACAGAAGUGGUCACUUGGUCGGAUUUUGGCAAUAAGACCUGGCCACGAUGGUCUAGUUCGAGUAGCAACAGUACGAACAAGCUCCGGGACGUCAGAUCGUGCAGUAUCUAAGCUGUGUCUACUUCCAACGGAAAUUGAUCCGGUGAGAAUUCGCCUUCGCCCGCUCGAUCCUGCGUUCAAUAAUCGAUCGGCAUCUUCAAUGGGAGCCGAUCAACGAGAAUGA
Messenger RNA from Armigeres subalbatus, 3393 nucleotides. RefSeq lists its product as uncharacterized. Gene Ontology annotation, molecular function: nucleic acid binding. NCBI's taxonomy places the organism in Eukaryota, Metazoa, Arthropoda, Insecta, Diptera, Culicidae. The transcript is spliced from 3 exons. Gene Ontology annotation, biological process: DNA integration. Bases 1 to 3393 code for a protein of 1130 amino acids. The record is from RefSeq and is a predicted model, not a curated record.